GGUGCGGAGCCCCGCUGGGGACAUCCUGUAGAAAUAAAAAUAAGGCGUGGGAACCAGAUAAUUAAGUCUUUGGAACCUCCACCCUCCAAGUUCGCCGAGCUCAAGUUUGUUGUUGCGCUUUGGCGUCGCUCCACUAGUUGGCAGUAGAGCGGUUUCCUCCGCUUUAGCUGCAGAAGGAGAGUCCAGUUCACUUCACUCGCUCCUGUUCGCUGGUCUUUGCUGAAACCUGAUGACGUCCCACACGACGCAAGCCAGCACGAUGCCUGUCGCUCCAGACUCUCCGUCUCUGGGUGUUACUGUUAGCGGCAAUGUGCAAAAAUACAGCAUAAAGAAGAAGAAGGUGCUGAAUGCGGAGGAGAUGGAGCUGUUUGAGCUCACUCAGGCUGCAGGGAUCGUCAUAGAUCAAGAGGUCUUCAAGAUCAUCGUGGACCUUUUGAAGAUGAACGUUGCACCACUGGCUGUCUUCCAGACCUUAAAGGCAAUGUGUGCAGGGCAGAAGAUUUCAGACACGUCCCUCGGAGACACAUCGACAGCAUCCCAUUCCGCCACCGCCCCUUCCGAGUCCAGAGAGGAUUCUGUGGUCUCAGACAAGAGCGCUAAAAAAACAGCCCCCCAGGCCCCUCCCACUGGCCCUGCCGCCCGCCCUCAAAGGGGAGGGGCAAAGAUAGUGGUCUACGGCCCUGGCGACCAGAGCGCUCCUCUCUCUCAAGUGCGCAGUAAAUCAGGCGCGGGUCACGGGGAGAAAGCCGGACGAGACGGCUCCAGCCAGAGAGUGCCACGGCAGGCUAGCGCCACCAGGGGGCAGAAGAGCACCAAAAGCUCCGGCAGCAGCAGCUCAUCCUCCCAGGUCACCUCCAACUGAAGCCCUGCAGUUAAACUGCGUCCCCGCAAAGUGACUCCAGAUCUGGACUCGUGGAGGUGGACGAUGAAGCCGUCUGUACUGGUCCAGGGUCAGUCUUCUAGUGGAUCCCCCUCUCUGGAUCAGUCCAUGAUCUUGUUCUAAUGUUCUCUCCAGCCUUGUUUGUUUGUUUAUUUGUGUAUUUGUUUAUCUGUAACUCCUCAAAUAUGUUGGCUGAUCCUCUGCUCGCUCCAUCAGUACAUGUAUUUAUUGAACAAUAAGCCUUAAAGGGGAAUUUCACUGAAUUGUCACUUAGAGGUGGUGAUAGGAACCAGACGUCUGACGAGUUUAAUGCCUCUAAGAGCUUCAGUGAAAGUUACUACAUGCAAUGGUCAUGAAAACAUGACCUGAUUUCUGAGACAUAGUUUUAUGAAGAUUUUGCCCUUAAAUGGGUAAAAUAUAUAUAGAUUUUUCAGAUUUUCCACUUUUUCCAUUGUCAGAGUUACAUAGAGAACUCUGAAGACUUGUGUAGGCUCACUGUUGGUUUUGGAUAGUAAAUAAAAUAGCUAGAUUUGUGUCGUAGACGUUGUGACCCCUGGUUCCUAUCACCACCACUAUAAAGAAAUCAAAAUCAGUACAUUUCUCGACAUCAAACCACCCUGAAUGACUUUUUUUUCAACAAUUAAAAGCCACUGAAUUGUACAGAAUUGUGGAAAUAUUAAGACUAAAGAGUAAGUCUCAAGUCUAGGCAGUUGCAAUAACAAACAGUAAGGACUUGUUUUAAUGCCGUCUUUAUAUAUUUAUAUGUUCCACUCCGUCUUUGCAACAACCAGUCAUAUCUGAUAUGGAUCCGGCCUUUUUUUAAUUUAUUUUAAGUCUGUAUAUAUUUAUAGUCUGUGUAUUAACACAUGAAAAUCCAUAUUCUACCUGCCUACUUAACUUUCCAACCUUUCUUUAUCCCUUAGAAUUAAACAGGCUCUUUUUAGUACCCUGCUCUUAAGACGGAUUGAAACACUCCUUAUAACUUCAGUGGUAGGCUGAAACAUUUCUUGUCUGGGAUUUGCUGUUAGGUAAGAACAGAAUCUGCACACACUCGAGAGCACAAAGUCAACAGUUCUGCGGUUUAAGAACACGUCAUGAAUCUCGCAUAGACUUGUUCUUAGGACUUAGAAGAUAUUUGAGAAAAAACUACUGGUGAAUGAAGCCCAUCAUCAGGGAUAGUUCACAUCCCAGUCCAUAGUCUAUAAAACAGCCAUGAAAUGAAUUCACUUUGUGAUGUCACAAAAAAAAAAUUCUGUAUGAUGAAAUGUUUAGGUUGUAAUGUUAAAAUGCAGCGUCUUGAAGACAGUCCUUAGAACCUAAGCAUGAAUGGGUGGGGGCUAAACCGCUGUAGAUUGAAUUAGUAUGUAAUGUGUUAAAUGUGUUUAAAUGUGUUGGGUUUUGUGACAUCACGAGAACAAUGAAUGCCAAACAAGCUGUUUUUGAAAAUUAGUUUCCAUGUGUGGACUGGGAAGUUGACGGUACAUUUUGAGGCUUUAAUGUCUUCCAUCCAACUCAGUUUGGUUUUCUAUGAUGUUGGCUCUUCAAUAAUGUAAAUGUUUUGAAGACUAAAUUGAAUUAAGGUGGAUAAAGCUAUGUAUUAAAGUCAGCUUCAUAAGCUCCCCCUCCCACGCUGAGGCCUUUUUAUCUGUGAAUCAUGAGCGACACUUGGACAGAGACAUGAAUGGAGUGGCCUUGGACUUGGAAAACUUCUCUGUUUUGCAAAGAAACUGGAGAACCUUUUGGGAGGGAGUUGGCAGGAGGCAGCCUUGGAGUCACCUCCGCUGUAGGAGGUAAAUUUUACAUCCCACCACCAUGAGAAGACCCUUCAGUUGGGGCUGUAGAGUAUUCCUACAAGGGAGGCCUCAAGGAAGAGGAGUGAAAGAAUGCUUAACAUGAAGAUGUGGCAGUUUAUUUUUUUUACCAGCUGUUUAAAGAUAUUUUUUCUGUGUGGUAACUGGAACUUAAUUUAGUUUAUUGCAUUUUAUUUUGUAUUUGAUCAAAUAAAUCACUAUCCUCUA
This is a messenger RNA of Pygocentrus nattereri (red-bellied piranha), 2898 nucleotides long. It is a transcript of the gene mzt2b, whose product is annotated as mitotic spindle organizing protein 2B. Bases 230 to 862 code for a protein of 210 amino acids. The transcript has 5 exons. Lineage: Eukaryota; Metazoa; Chordata; Actinopteri; Characiformes; Serrasalmidae. The record is from RefSeq and is a predicted model, not a curated record. Gene Ontology annotation, cellular component: centrosome; spindle.